GAAGAUGCUGGACGCGUUGAAAAGGUGGGAGAAAUUAGAAAUGCCCGCAGCUGGUCCAAGCGCCACUCUAGGCCGUUCCGCAACAACUUCUCAGCAGCGAUCAGUGAGCGCCCUCUUUGCGACGACCACUCGAACGCCUGUCCUGGUGCUGCACGGUGAAUCUGUUGCAGUGGUAGCUGUGGAGUUCUUUCAAAUGGGAGAAGAAACUCUAGCUUCCGCCGUGGCCGUUCCUCAGCCUGAGGAGCAGGAGCAGGAGCAGCCCAUUCAUAAUUCUCCAGAGACGGGCCGUAAGAGGCGGCAGUCUUCUGUUUCAGAUAUCGGUGGCAAGCGACGGCGGAUCAGCGAAGAGCAUGAUCGUUCUCCAAACCAUCCAAGUCGGUCUCCGCCGCAAGAUGCCCCAGACCCCGAUUCAAGAAAGCCUUCGAGAAGGGGUGGCUUAGCAGCAGAGGAACGCAAGCGGAGCCAAAGGCUUUUCGGAGGUUUACUUGGGACACUCUCUCAGAGCUCCUCAAGUGUAGCGGAAAAAAGGCGCGCCGAUAUCGAGCAGCGCCAGCAAGCGAAACUUCGAUUGCAGGAUGAACGACAUAGUGAAGCUCGGCGGAAAAAGAAGGAGGAUAUUGUGGCUGAAAGACAGGCGCAGCAAAAGGAGUUGGAGAAGGAACAGAUGACUAUCAGACAUAAGAAUUUGCUGCACGCGGCAAAUUUUUUGCGGACAAAAAGCACGCCUGUCCUGUUAUGGCUUCCUUACCAAGUACGCCCCGAAGACGACGAUAUCAUCGACAGACAGAUCGAGGAGGUAAAGGAGACUAUUUCCAAGGAAGAAGCAGAAUUCGAAGAGCGCUGGCACCCUGAAGAAGAUCGCAAAGAAGAUCGCAAGAAAGAUCAUAUCGACGAUAAAGAUCAAUCAGCCAACGCAGACACAUCAAUGGAAAAUGGAGAAUCGACAGCCCAUAAACACGAAACCGGGGAUUCUCCGGCAAAGGAUACGCAUUCCAAUCAAGAGAGAGAACCAGAACCGGCUACGGUCGACACCGUGCCUUCUACAACUAACGAAGAGCAAAGAGCCGACAAUGCGACUCAUACUGGAUCCUCCCAUCGCCACGAAGACGACGGCGAAGAAGUCAUGGAAGAUGACAAAGAGGAUAUGGUCAUUUACUAACUCAUUUAAUUUCUGCUUCCGUGGUACUUUCCUCCUAUACUAUUGUUUACGCUGUCUCCCGUCAUGACGAUUCUGUUGAGACUGACGGCGAGCGUUCUUCAUGUAUCACUAUGCCAUGCAAUUUCUUGUGUCAUCUGUAUAUUAUUAUCGACCGUCUACUUCUUAUGGCUUAUUUUUUCUUCCAUUGAGGCACUGAGUGACUGACCAAAGAUGGCACGUGACCGCCUACCUCGGUCCGGUUAAUACUCCCCUUUGUAAGCAACAAGCUCCGAUGAAUAACUUCGA
Messenger RNA from Talaromyces proteolyticus, 1444 nucleotides. Its product is annotated as pinin/SDK/memA/ protein conserved region-domain-containing protein. The record is from RefSeq and is a predicted model, not a curated record. The coding region runs from base 5 to 1159 and encodes 384 amino acids. NCBI's taxonomy places the organism in Eukaryota, Fungi, Ascomycota, Eurotiomycetes, Eurotiales, Trichocomaceae. Gene Ontology annotation, cellular component: catalytic step 2 spliceosome. The transcript is spliced from 4 exons.